AUGUUUCCGAUCCUCGUCUUGCUGGCCUUCAUGGCAGACAAAGGCUGGUUCUCCAGGGAUAAGAGCACGCCUGUCAUGACCAAAGGCAAAACUACGAAGCUUUUUGAUGACAUGACCCUGGAGGAGCUUCAGAAGGCAGAGAUGAAGCUCCAGAAGGAGUAUGGCAUGGAACUGAGUGAUGAGGAAGUGGCCAAGCUGUUGGCGAAAGACAUCGACAAGCACAAGUCUAAGGCGGCGUAUCGCGUGGGCGCCACACACGCUCUCUUCGGCGGCAAACGAGUCCCCGGAGUGGGUGAGAAGGCUCCAGUCCCUCCAGUCGCGCUGAAGUCGGUGGUACCCACAGCCGCCUGCAAGGUGGCGCAGCACAGCAGUGGGCCUCCGACCACAAAACCACCAUUGAAUUCGUCUCCAAGAACGUGGCCGUGUCUGAGAGCAUCGGCACGGUGA
This is a messenger RNA of Durusdinium trenchii, 447 nucleotides long. Lineage: Eukaryota; Dinophyceae; Suessiales; Symbiodiniaceae. The record is from the annotation of a GenBank genome assembly.